CAGCAAUUAAACCGACAAUCAGAUAAAUUACCACAUCAGUUCAGAGAUCAAAAGGAAGCUGAUAAAUUAUUACACUAAAAUUUAUGCUUUCAGCAUGUCAUCAAUGAAGCAAAAAGGCAAUUUGUUCUUAUUGAAUGCAUUUUUGUUGUUUUUUCUUUCUAAACUGAAAAACGACUCGCAACACACUUGAAAUUGACUGUGGGAUUUAGUUGCAUUCGUUAAGUCAACGAAGUUGAAAGUGAAUUUGUAGAGAGAGAAAAUUUUAUUUCUAGAGAAAUGAAACCCGGUUCAAUUGAGAGAAACAGCAAUGAUGCAUAUCUCACACAAACACCAGUGGUUCGACAUCAUGCAAAUGCUCGCGAACGACAUCGCACACAUAGUGUCAAUUCAGCGUUUGUAUCUUUGAGGCAAUUGAUUCCAACUGAGCCGAAAACACGAAAAUUAUCAAAAAUCGAAACAUUGCGACUUGCUCAGAGCUAUAUCGAACAUUUAUUUGCAAUGCUAAUCACGGGUCAGCCUAACAAACCGUGUCUUUAUGCAGCUCAAAUGAAUACGAACACAUCGUACAGCCAAAUUCCUCGGAAAAGGAGUAUUUGCACAUUUUGUGUAGCCACGAAGCAUCAAUCCGACGAUGUUUGAGUUCAAAAAUCAAAUCAAACAAAACCAGUUACUUAAAUAAAAAACAAGUUCAAUGCUUUAUUUGAAUACGAUAGUGAAAUAGAUUGACAUUGUAAAGA
This is a messenger RNA of Sitodiplosis mosellana (orange wheat blossom midge), 737 nucleotides long. Its product is annotated as transcription factor 15. The record is from RefSeq and is a predicted model, not a curated record. The transcript is spliced from 3 exons. Lineage: Eukaryota; Metazoa; Arthropoda; Insecta; Diptera; Cecidomyiidae. The coding region runs from base 277 to 639 and encodes 120 amino acids. Gene Ontology annotation, molecular function: RNA polymerase II transcription regulatory region sequence-specific DNA binding; protein dimerization activity; DNA-binding transcription factor activity, RNA polymerase II-specific. Gene Ontology annotation, biological process: regulation of transcription by RNA polymerase II; developmental process.